CCCAUUACCUUCUGGGUGGAAUUGCCACGACAUGGGCAUUCUUCUUAGCGAGAAUUAUUGCAGUAGGAUAGUGGCUAGGAGGAUUUGAAAGGCAUUAUGGAAUUAAGAUUUCCCAGGUUUAGCCAAGGCUUAGCUCAGGACCCCACUACUCGUCGUAUUUGGUUUGGUAUUGCUACCGCACAUGAUUUCGAAAGUCAUGAUGAUAUUACUGAAGAACGUCUUUAUCAGAACAUUUUUGCUUCUCACUUUGGGCAAUUAGCAAUAAUCUUUCUAUGGACGUCCGGAAAUCUGUUUCAUGUAGCUUGGCAAGGAAAUUUUGAAUCAUGGAUACAGGAUCCUUUACACGUAAGACCUAUUGCUCAUGCGAUUUGGGAUCCUCAUUUUGGUCAACCCGCUGUGGAAGCCUUUACUCGAGGAGGUGCUGCUGGUCCAGUGAAUAUUGCUUAUUCUGGGGUUUAUCAGUGGUGGUAUACAAUAGGAUUACGCACCAAUGAAGAUCUUUAUACUGGAGCUCUUUUUCUAUUAUUUCUUUCUACGCUGUCCUUAAUAGCGAGUUGGUUACAUCUACAACCCAAAUGGAAACCAAGCCUUUCGUGGUUCAAAAACGCGGAAUCUCGUCUCAAUCAUCAUUUGUCAGGACUUUUCGGGGUAAGUUCUUUGGCUUGGACAGGACAUUUAGUUCAUGUUGCUAUUCCCGCAUCCAGGGGGGAGUACGUUCGAUGGAAUAAUUUCUUAGAUGUAUUACCCUAUCCCCAGGGGUUGGGACCCCUUUUGACGGGUCAGUGGAAUCUUUAUGCCCAAAACCCUGAUUCGAGUAAUCAUUUAUUUGGUACCGCUCAAGGAGCGGGAACUGCCAUUCUAACUCUUCUUGGGGGAUUCCAUCCACAAACACAAAGUUUGUGGCUGACUGAUAUGGCUCACCAUCAUUUAGCUAUUGCAUUUAUUUUUCUCAUUGCCGGUCACAUGUAUCGAACUAACUUCGGAAUUGGGCACAGUAUUAAAGAUCUUUUAGAAGCGCAUACUCCUCCGGGGGGUCGAUUAGGGCGUGGGCAUAAGGGCCUUUAUGACACAAUCAACAAUUCGAUUCAUUUUCAGUUAGGUCUUGCUCUAGCUUCUUUAGGGGUUAUUACUUCCUUAGUAGCUCAACAUAUGUACUCUUUACCUCCUUAUGCAUUCAUAGCACAAGACUUUACUACUCAAGCUGCUUUAUAUACUCAUCACCAAUAUAUUGCGGGGUUCAUCAUGACAGGGGCUUUUGCUCAUGGAGCUAUUUUUUUCAUUAGGGAUUACAAUCCGGAACAGAAUGAGGAUAAUGUAUUGGCAAGAAUGUUAGACCAUAAAGAAGCUAUCAUAUCUCAUUUAAGUUGGGCUAGCCUCUUUCUAGGAUUCCAUACCUUGGGCCUUUAUGUUCAUAACGACGUCAUGCUUGCUUUUGGUACUCCAGAAAAGCAAAUCUUGAUCGAACCUAUAUUUGCCCAAUGGAUACAAUCUGCUCAUGGCAAGACGACAUAUGGGUUCGAUAUACUCUUAUCUUCAACGAAUGGCCCCGCUUUCAAUGCGGGUCGAAGCCUAUGGUUGCCCGGAUGGUUGAAUGCUGUUAAUGAGAAUAGUAAUUCGCUUUUCUUAACAAUAGGACCUGGGGAUUUCUUGGUUCAUCAUGCUAUUGCUCUAGGUUUGCAUACAACUACAUUGAUUUUAGUAAAGGGCGCUUUAGACGCACGCGGUUCCAAAUUAAUGCCGGAUAAAAAGGAUUUUGGGUAUAGUUUUCCUUGUGACGGCCCAGGGCGCGGCGGUACUUGUGAUAUUUCUGCUUGGGACGCAUUUUAUUUGGCAGUUUUCUGGAUGUUAAAUACCAUUGGGUGGGUUACUUUUUAUUGGCAUUGGAAACAUAUCACAUUAUGGCAGGGCAACGUUUCACAAUUUAAUGAAUCCUCCACUUAUUUGAUGGGAUGGUUAAGAGAUUACCUAUGGUUAAACUCUUCACAACUUAUCAAUGGAUAUAAUCCUUUUGGGAUGAAUAGUUUAUCGGUAUGGGCUUGGAUGUUCUUAUUUGGACAUCUUGUUUGGGCUACUGGAUUUAUGUUCUUAAUUUCUUGGCGGGGGUAUUGGCAGGAAUUAAUUGAGACUUUAGCAUGGGCUCAUGAACGCACACCUUUAGCUAAUUUAAUUCGCUGGAGAGAUAAGCCUGUGGCUCUUUCCAUUGUGCAAGCAAGAUUGGUUGGAUUAGCUCACUUUUCCGUGGGUUAUAUAUUCACUUAUGCAGCUUUCUUGAUUGCCUCAACAUCAGGCAAGUUUGGUUAAUUUAGUUUGUUUUUUUGUACUGUAUCAGCACCUAGUUCAUUACUCUUGAUAGAGAGGGAGGAUCCGCCUUCUUAAAUUUCUUUUUCUAUUUAUUUUUCCAUCUAGGAUUAGAACCGUAUACUUGAUAAUAAUAGCAACGGCACAUUAUGGCAAAAAAGAGUUUGAUUCAGAGGGAGAAGAAGCGGCAGAAAUUAGAACAGAAAUAUCAUUUGAUUCGUCAAUCUUUAAAAAAAAAGAUAAGAAGCAAAGUUUCUCCCUUGAGUUUGAGUGAAAAAACGAAAAUGCGAGAAAAAUUGCAAUCCCUACCGCGUAAUAGUGCACCUACACGCCUUCAUCGACGUUGUUUUUUGACCGGAAGACCUAGAGCUAACUAUCGACAUUUUGGGCUAUCCGGACACGUACUUCGAGAAAUGGUUUAUGAAUGUUUAUUACCGGGUGCAACAAGAUCCAGUUGGUAAGGAUAAAAUACCCUUUCGUAUUUGUAUGGAUUUCUGGAAUUGAUAAUCAUAGAGGAGCCCUCUUUACCAUUCUGUAUAAAUGGACUAUUCUAUUUGUAUAGAUAUGGUAGAGGGACGUAUCGAACCCUCUUUUAUCCACUAGUUACCCCUCUUUAGUUUAAGAGUAUAGAGCAGUUUGGUAGCUCAUAAGUCUCAUAACCUUGGGGUUGCGGGUUCGAUUCCCACUACCGGCCCCAUACUCCUUCUUUAAUGAUAUAUGCAUGAUAUAUACAUCAUCCAUUUGUAUCUGGAUUUUUUGAUUUCCUAAAAGAGUUUUGGUCUAACAGUUUUUUCUCGGAAGAAGACAACAAAUAAAAGAAAGAAUAAAAGAAAGAAUAAAAUACGAAA
This is a messenger RNA of Hordeum vulgare subsp. vulgare (domesticated barley), 3146 nucleotides long. Its product is annotated as photosystem I P700 chlorophyll a apoprotein A2. The transcript has a single exon. Gene Ontology annotation, cellular component: thylakoid; membrane; photosystem I. Lineage: Eukaryota; Viridiplantae; Streptophyta; Magnoliopsida; Poales; Poaceae. Gene Ontology annotation, biological process: photosynthesis. The record is from RefSeq and is a predicted model, not a curated record. Bases 97 to 2301 code for a protein of 734 amino acids.